AACGUGAUCAUACCUGUUUUAAAUUUCCCGCGCUCUUAGUUCUCUUUGGCGUUUCAAGCUAACUCGCUUUUGUAUUAAUUGAUGAUGCGUUUAAAAUGUAUAGGUCUAAACUUUCCCGCGCUUCUUAGAGGCCACACGCUUGUAGCUGCCGCUUUAUCCCUUGUCGCCCUGAUCUGUCGUAGCUCAUCGGCGACCUCCCUCUCCGGCGGCGGCCUCCGAGGCUCCAUGGCUGUCCCCCAAAUUGAAAUCGAAAUCGAAACAUGCUCUGAAGUCAAAGAAUACCAUGUAUAAUGGUGACAAAAAAUUGAAUUUAAUGAUAGUGGCAGAUAAUUAGUCUCUCCUUAUCCUCUUCUCCUACUUUAUUAAUGUUGCCCAAUUUCUCAUUGCUUCUAUUAUCUGUCUUAUAAUUAGUGAGAAAAACGGCAACUUGUGUUUUGUAAAUCUCACAUCUUCUCCUUCCUCCUCUGUCUCUCUCUCUCUCUCUCUCUCUCUCUCUCUCUCUCUCUCUACACCGACCGGAGAGAAACAGAAGAGCAGAGCGAGUAGAAAGACAGGCAGACCAACACCGGCCGAGUAGAAAGACCGGUGGACAAGAGAGGGGACGGCAUGGUGAAAAAGGAGGGUCCCUGCUGCCAUUGCCGAGUCAUAAGCAACCUUCUCUGGCGAAACGGGCCACCCGAGAAGCCAGUGCUCUGCAAUGCGUGUGGGACAAGAUGGAGGAAAAAGGGUACACUGGAGAAGGACACACCAACGCGGCGUCGUCCCCAAGAUGCUGAAGCGGAGAGGAAACAACCCAAGAAAAAGCCCGUCGUCCGCAGAAUAGUGAAGAAACAACCAUCUUCUGAUCACAACUUGGGCAAGACAGGGGAUGCUGCUCACACUUUUAGCAAUCCAUCUGGUUUUGGAUCAGCGCUAUCCUAUUCAGGUUCAGCGCAAUCACAUGCCCGGGAGUCACUGCUACCAUCAAGAAAAAAGACUUGUGUCGAUCGUCGUCGUAAGCCGUCAUCGCUGGAAACGCUUGUAGAGGAUCUCAACUCCAUAAUGCACGAAGAACAGUUACGUUCUGGUUCAGGGGUUCGUACCAUUCCAGGAUCCUCAGAGGAAGACCUGCUGAUUUAUCAUAGCGAAACUGCAGCUGGAUCCUUUGAGAUCGGUUACGGAAGCAUGCUGCUUACACAUCCAUCCAAGCAUGCUUCUUACUGAUUUAUCAGAGUUUUAGUUUUGGAACUGUACAAGUUCAGAGUUUUGGCUGGUUCAGCUUCUCCCUUUUUAUCUUGUGGUUGGGUGAAUGUACACUAGUCAAUUUGUUUCUGAGUUUUACCUGGCACCAAUCAGUCAAGUAGUAGUUGUUUUGCAUAAAGAAAAUCUUUCUUUGUGGUGUUAGUUGUUUGCAUCUUGUACAGUACCCAUGUAGACCAUUCGUCGUUUUUCUGAGUCAGAUCAGUUAAUUUAUGAGUCAAAUCAUAUAGAGAUACUUGUUUUUCC
This is a messenger RNA of Aegilops tauschii subsp. strangulata, 1485 nucleotides long. Its product is annotated as GATA transcription factor 27-like. The record is from RefSeq and is a predicted model, not a curated record. Gene Ontology annotation, molecular function: sequence-specific DNA binding; zinc ion binding. Gene Ontology annotation, biological process: regulation of DNA-templated transcription. Lineage: Eukaryota; Viridiplantae; Streptophyta; Magnoliopsida; Poales; Poaceae.